Molecule: messenger RNA, 639 nt
Organism: Penicillium coprophilum
Lineage: Eukaryota; Fungi; Ascomycota; Eurotiomycetes; Eurotiales; Aspergillaceae
Product: Short-chain dehydrogenase/reductase SDR
Exons: 3
Coding region: 1-639 (212 amino acids)
Source: RefSeq, a predicted model, not a curated record
AUGGCCUCUACUGUUGUCCUCAUUACUGGCGCCAACCGUGGCAUCGGCAAAGGUAUCUUGGAAUUAUACCUGAAGAAGCCCAACCACCUCGUGAUCGCGGCAAACCGUGACCCAACCCACCCAAGCUCCAAUGCAUUGGUUGAACUUCCCAAGGCUGAAGGCACUACGUUGGAGAUCAUCAAAAUCGAUGCUCUCUCCCCCACUGACCCAGCUGCGGCCGUGAAAGCAUUGGCUGUGAAGGGAAUCACCCACAUCGACGUUUUGGUCGCCAACGCCGCUAUCGCUCUUUCUUGGCCAAAGGUAUCGGACGUCAAAGUCGAGGAAAUCCAGGAACACAUUGACGUCAAUGUCAACUUUGUCCCCAUGCAAAAUGCUGCAUACGCUCCUUCUAAAGCUAUCCAACACUGGUAUACCAAGGCAAUCUCCGUUGAGGAUCCUUGGCUGAACGCCUUCCCCGUGGACCCAGGCUGGGUUCAGACUGAUCUUGGUAACCGAGGUGCCCACGCUAUCGGAGUUGAAAAAGCCGCCAUUACCGUGGAAGACAGUACUACGGGCAUAGUUAGGAUCAUUGACGCAUCUACGCUACAAACUCACAGCGGAAAGCUGUUCAAGUUUGAUGGCAAUGAGGAGCCUUGGUAG